This is a messenger RNA of Glycine soja, 1323 nucleotides long. RefSeq lists its product as uncharacterized. The record is from RefSeq and is a predicted model, not a curated record. NCBI's taxonomy places the organism in Eukaryota, Viridiplantae, Streptophyta, Magnoliopsida, Fabales, Fabaceae. The transcript has 5 exons. Bases 1 to 1323 code for a protein of 440 amino acids.
AUGGUUAGAACUAGAGGUUUUGGUCGGGCUUUAGGCCGAGCAAUAGGAAAAGUCUUGGGGAGGAAAGAUGUGAGUGACGAUGAUGCCCCCCAACGGCGAAGGCCUAUUGCAUUAGCCCGUAGACAGCGACAACAACAGCGUGUUGUCAAGGACCCUCCUACGGCCGCGGAGGAAUUGAUCGACGAGCAGCCAGAAGCACCUACUGAAGAAGUUGUUACUAAUGUUGAGGGUUUUCCAAGCGGACCCCAUGACACAUCAAUUCUCACAGAUUUUGAAAAUAACAUUGCUUUGAGAGUUUGGAAUGGAGAUGAAUGUUCUGAGUUGAAGCUAUCUUCCCAUGGAAGGAAGAUGGCUAAGUUCGAGAGGCCUGCUCCACAGAUUGAAGGCAUUGUGGCAGUCAGUGGACUAAGUCCUUUGAUCGCCUAUUCCCUAGAUACGGGUGAUUGGGGACUAAUGUCUGCUUUUAUGGAAUGCCGACAUAAGGAAACUAGCAGUUUCCAUUUGCCUGUCAGAGAGAUGACUAUCACCUUGGAUGUCGUUGCGUCGUUGCUACAUCUGCCUAUUGUAAGGGUGUUCCAUAGCUUCAAGCUACUUCAUGUCGACGACGUUGUCGAAAUGUUGGUGGAAUUACUCGAGGUCAGCGCUGCAGAGUGUUGGAUCUACGAUCAUUUUUCGUCCGUUGGUUCCGCUGUUCCUGCCGAGAAUUAUGAUGAGAGGAGCCGCGUGCAUGUCGAUGGACCUUUGGCAAGACACUGCCCGUUUCCACGUAUCAGAGGCGUCUGGAUAGACCGACCCUUGAUGCGAUGGGGCCUCUUGACAGUCAUUCACCGACCGGAGAGGGUUGUACGACAGUUUGGCUACAUCCAGACUAUUCCGCCACAUCCUGCUGCAUCUUCGCUCUCUGUUGAAGAAAUUAAUGAUAGAUGGAUGCAGUUUGGUGAGUACAUUGCACCUGUAGGGCAAUUAUGUGCAGUGUCUGACCACUGUUCGCCAGAUUACAUGGAUUGGUUUUACAUGAUCUCGCACCCAUUCAUGAGUUCGGCACAGUCAGGGGAUCCUCCUAGAGUUCCAUCGAUUCAACAAUAUGAAGAAUUUGUUGAACCAGAUAUGUAUCAGCAACCGAUGGCGACAGUGGCACCUAAUGAGGAUGACUUUGUAGCAAUUGCUGAUAAGUUGGACAGGCUACUGAACCUGAGGAUCUUGAUCGAAGGAAUAGAAGCCAAUACUAUUGUUGAAGAAUGUGUGAGCAUCACAAGACGCUACAUUGGCCAGCCUACUGUAGGUCACAGAUUGAGGCGUAGGCGACAUACGGAUGGUCAUUGA